Molecule: messenger RNA, 3275 nt
Organism: Triticum aestivum (bread wheat)
Lineage: Eukaryota; Viridiplantae; Streptophyta; Magnoliopsida; Poales; Poaceae
Product: NAD-dependent protein deacylase SRT2
Exons: 10
Coding region: 1773-3014 (413 amino acids)
Molecular function (GO): NAD+ binding; histone deacetylase activity, NAD-dependent
Source: RefSeq, a predicted model, not a curated record
UAUUAUUUUUCCCACCAAACAAAAGGACUAGCCAAGCGCUCGGCAGCCUCCGACCAGCGCCCUCCCCCACGCCCGCGGCGAUCUUGCCUCCACGUCACCGCCUCCCGCCUCCCGCCUCCGCCUCGCCCGCCGCCAGCAGCAUCUGAUGGCGGCGGUGUUAGCGGCGCAUGGCUCCCACGUUUCGGCUUCGGUAAUCACUCCCCUGCUCCAUUUUUGUCCUUCCAUUUUACUCUCUGUUCCCACCCCAGCAUAGAAUCACCGUUCCCUCCAUUCGUGUUUGGUCUAACGCGUGUGGAUGGCGGCUUGCCUAUUCGUGUAUGCUGAGACUCGGUGCUGGCCGCGAUUGUAGCUUUGUGAACACUGAUAUGUGCAGUGUAGAGUUUGACGAGUUAGGUUUCAGCUUACGACUUGGAAAUUUGUAUGGGCGACAGUAUCCUUCUGUGUUGUUGGACAUAUUUCCAAGUUAAAUUAGGUGAACCAUCCCGGAUCGACCAAGCUGGUAUGAGAUAAAAGCAUCAAAGGACCCAAGUAGGGGACAAACGGAAGUAGCAUUAACAACCUUUUGGGGGUCGAAAAUUUAGUAACACGUGCUAUUCUAAUGCAAAUGCAAAAGAAGUUGCAGAGUUUGACAGCUUAUGCUGGUUUCGGGGAGGUGAAGAUUCAUACCUCAGGUUCCCUUACACACUCCCCGUGAAAAAAAAGGUUCCCUUACACACUCCCCGUGAAAAAAAAAGGUUCCCUUACACACACAAGAAAAAGGGUAUGGUCUGAAAUUGUCAAGGUGCUGCUAAAGACUUGCAAACCAAAGAAAAUUGUAUGAAAGCAAAACAUUUUUCGGACACAAUGCUGCGAGAUCUAGUAUUAUUAUUAUGAUGUAGUAUUGCAUCAUGAGACUUUGAAUAUUAAUUUUUUUUCUCAUGGUGGUGCCAAAAUUUAAAUCUGUUGGAACCAUUUUCAUGUUAUUUUCUUGGUCACAUACCAAUGCGAUAAGUUGGCUGUAUUCAAAUGUACACUCUUUCUAGUGUUCAAUACUGAGUCAACCCGGCAAUCCGACCCAUGGGCAAGCGCGCCCAUGGGCACCCGACCCUAAUGGGUAGGGUAUGGGUCGUCAUUUUCACCCAUGGGUAAGCCCGAUGGGUAACCCGAUUAGUCAUGGGUAGGGUAUGGGCAUAAAGUCCUGCCCGUGGGUCACCCGAUGGGUCGCCCGAUUAACUGACAUGUGUGUCUCGGUAUAAAAAAAGGCCUAAACUAGUCACCUGGUCUCGCACUACCCCAUUGUUUCUGUAUGCUACAUAUGGCUCACAGCUUUUUCUAGACAAAUAUGGCUCACUGCUGCCAUUUGCUAGCCACUCAAUACACAGCCCACUUUGAUUUAGUAGAUUAGACAGCCCACUUUGAUUUAGUAGAUCAGACAGCCCACUUUGAUCAGACAGCCCACUAGUACUAGUAGCAUGCAGUAGCAGGCCCUUGCCGCUCCUUUUUAUAGGCCUUUCCUUUUCUAUCGGCCCAUGUAAAUAAGACUAGCUACACACACGCUCACGCUGGUGCAUCCGCUUCACAUAGGUGAAUUAGUACCACCUCGCUAAGGUAGCAAGGAACGGAGCAGCAGGAAGGCUAUAAAUAUAGCAGGUUGCUGUAUGUGUGCUCUAUUGCAUGCGUGCCCGAUGGGUGCCCGAUAGGGUUGGGUGACCCGCCGGGUUCGGGCAUGGGUCCGAGUUGUAACCCAUGGGUAGGGUCGUGGGUGGGUCCUCUGCCCGAUAGCGAACUCGGGCAUGGGUUUGGUUGGGGUCGACCCGGUGAUACCCGACCUGACUGCCAGGUUGAAUACUGAGUCUAAUUAUACAACUUACAUGUGUAAUGGAAUUCAGAUCAUUGCAGGUUUUGGAAGUGCUCUGAGAGGAAUACCAAAAGGAUUUUGUCCUUGUUUUUACAAUAUCCAAGCAUCAAUAUAUAAUGGACUUGUUCAUAGGAGGAAAAUUCCUCUUCCGUUGAGAUGCUCUUUUCGCUCUAUUCAAGCAAGAAAUAAUCACUCAUCAUCAGCUGUUGUACCUAAAGAUUAUUGUGAAACUUACAUCCAAUUUUUGAGAGACAAACGGAUAGUUCCUGAUUCAGAUCCUCCAAGCUCUAAGGAUGUGGACCUACUGUACCGGUUUAUAGAUAAGAGUAACAAGCUCAUGGUAUUAACUGGAGCUGGAAUGAGCACCGAGUCAGGAAUUCCCGAUUAUCGGAGUCCUAAUGGAGCAUACAGUUCUGGUUUCAAACCACUUACUCAUCAGGAGUUUGUUCGCUCUAUUCGAGCCCGGCGGCGCUACUGGGCCAGGAGUUAUGCUGGAUGGAGAAGGUUCAAGCGAGCACAACCAAAUACAGCUCACUAUGCUCUUGCUUCACUAGAAAGAAUCGGCCGUGUUCACACGAUGGUUACCCAGAAUGUGGAUAGAUUACAUCAUCGUGCUGGUAGUAAGCCAAUUGAGUUGCAUGGAAGUGUAUAUGAGGUAAUUUGCUUAGAUUGUGGAACAUCCAUCAGCCGAGAGUCAUUCCAAGAACAAGUGAAGGACCUCAACCCAAAGUGGGCUCUAGCUAUUGACAGUUUGGAAGAGGGACAACCUGGCUCGAGCAGAAGUUUUGGUAUGCAGCAGCGACCUGAUGGUGAUAUUGAGAUUGAUGAGAAGUUCUGGGAGCAAGAUUUUGACAUUCCUAGUUGCAGUCAGUGUGGUGGAGUGCUAAAACCUGAUGUUGUGAUGUUUGGUGAUAAUGUUCCGAGAGAGAGAGCUGAUAGCGCUAAGGAGGCUGCUAGAAACUGUGAUGCUCUUCUGGUGGUUGGUUCAGCGGUAAUGACAAUGUCUGCUUUUAGGCUGGCAAGGCUUGCACAUGAAGCAAAUGCUCCAAUCGUCGCGAUUAACAUUGGGGGCACGAGAGUUGAUAGCAUUAUAUCUUUGAAAAUCAAUGCGAGAUGUGGGGAGAUACUUCCCAGAGUACUUCAGAUGGGAAGUCUAGCUGUACCAAGCAUAAGCUGAACAUUUACAGUGUUUGGAGAAAUCAGUUACGAGGGAAGAUGGGUGAGACAUAUAUAAGUAGCUGUAGAUCAUUCUGUAAACAGGUCAGAACUUCAUAUGACCUUCCGGUUUGUGUUAGAGCAUUAUCAUGGUUGUUGUAAGUGUAAAAUCAUUUUUUGUGAUGACUCAUUAGUUAUGUAUCCAGGAAAAGUAGACCCAAGUUGAUCAUCUGUAUAGUUCCUGUUUUUUUGGACGAUUUAUGGAACCAAUGUUACUAUUUAA